This is a messenger RNA of Chenopodium quinoa (quinoa), 1452 nucleotides long. RefSeq names its product F-box/FBD/LRR-repeat protein At5g22660-like. The record is from RefSeq and is a predicted model, not a curated record. The coding region runs from base 1 to 1452 and encodes 483 amino acids. NCBI's taxonomy places the organism in Eukaryota, Viridiplantae, Streptophyta, Magnoliopsida, Caryophyllales, Amaranthaceae. Gene Ontology annotation, molecular function: protein binding. The transcript has a single exon.
AUGAUUACCAAGAGAACAAGAUCAAAGAAGAUGACCAGUAGUGGUGGAGUUGAUAGAUUAAGCUCUCUUCCUGAUUGCAUCCUCAUCGAUAUCCUAUCUCGUCUUCCAAUCACCUCCGCGGCUGCCACCGCUGUUUUAUCGUCUCGAUGGCCUUAUCUAUGGCCUCAAAUCACUUCUCUCAAACUCAGUAGCAUACUUUUCAAAGGUGUGUACAAUAGUGUUGAAUGUUUUAUUGCUAUUACCAAAGUAAUCAACAAGUUAACCUCUCCGAUUAUUCGUAGUUUUACUCUCCAUCUUGAUGACCCGUGUUUAGUCUAUUUUCCCCUUGAUUUAUGGUUUCAACAAAUCCAUCAUCGAAGAGUCGAAGACAUCUGUUUUAGAUUUGUUACUCGUGAAGUUGCACCAUUGAUGUUCCAAGUCUCCUCGUUUAUGUUUCAAACUCCUUCAUUGGUAACACUUGAACUAAACAUUGGUAUUAUUUGCAUUUUUCCUAAGCAUAUUUUCAAUGAUGAUACUAAACCAAAAUUCAAUCUUCCUAAUUUGAAGAAAUUGAGUAUUCAAGUAUUGCCUUUCGAGUGUGAAUUUUGGGGAAAACUAAUCGAGUCUUGCCCAUCACUCGAAGAUUUGAGUUACAUGGUUACUUCAUCGCCUAAUAUUAUUAAUGCUAGUGUUAUAUUUCCCGACAUAACAUCGAUAUCAAUAUUAGGUCAAAAUUUGUUGCGGUUGAAUAUAACUGUACUUCAUGACCAUAGGGAAAAAGUUGUAAUCGAUGCCCCUCGAUUGGAAUACUUGAUGCUCAAUAUUGAAUCCCUAUUAGAAUUUCGCUUUGCCAAGAAGCCGAAUGCAUUGUGUGAAGCAAUGGUAAGUGUUGCUAGGAAACCGAGAAUUCCACCCAAUGGGAAGGAUGUGAUCACGAAGUUUCUUGGACUAAUCUCUAAUGUUAAGUCCCUCACAUUUGAUGUUCGUUCAUACUCCUUAGAGACGCCGUUGUUGUUUCCUAAUUUGACUCACUUACGAUUCAUGGGUUGUUAUGGGCACGAGUUUAAGGUAUUGUGGCCAUUGCUCAAGUCAUGUACAAAAUUGGAGAAUCUUUGUAUUAGCAUGAGUAGUGAAGUCUCUCACGGCGUUUUUUUGAUUCCCCCAAAGGUUUCUCCAUCGUGUUUAUUGGAUCAUAUCAAGAGGAUUGAGAUAAAGGUAGCUAUGAUAUUUUACGACGAAGAAGAGAAUUUAUUGAAGGUAUUAGAGUAUUUUCUACUUAAAGGCUUAGUUUUGGAGCAUCUCAUAUGUACCUUCACCAAAAAAAUUGAAUCCUCCGAAAGAAGUGAUGUAAGAAGGGAGUUACUGUUUUGGAAAAAAUUAUCCAAGUGCGAAAUAGGUUCAUCUCGCCGGUGCCAAAUCGUAUUUUCAGGGUUACGUAUUAAGUCGUCAAUAAUUAAGCAUGGCAAUUCAUAA